GAGUUCCUCAUGCGGCAGCCGGCCGUCACCAUAGGCCGCAACUCCUCGCAAGGGUCGGUGGACGUCAACAUGGGGCACUCCAGCUUCAUCUCGCGGCGGCACCUGCAGCUCAGCUUCCAGGAGCCGCACUUCUACCUGCGCUGCCUCGGCAAGAACGGCGUCUUCGUGGACGGCGCCUUCCAGCGCCGCGGCGGCCCGGCCCUGCAGCUCCCGCCGCAAUGUACUUUCCGAUUCCCCAGCACGGUUAUAAAGAUCCAGUUCACAUCUUUAUACCAUAAAGAGGAAGUAAAAGAGGAAACCUCAUCGCCUCCCCCUCGGCCACUUUACCCUCAAAUAUCACCUCUGAAGAUCCACAUCCCGGAGCCGGAUCUCCGGAGCGUGGUCAGUCCCCUCCCAUCCCCCACAGGCACUAUCAGUGUUCCCAACUCUUGCCCGGCCAGUCCACGUGGUGCUGGAUCCUCAGGAUAUCGUUUUGUCCACAACAUUACCUCGGAUCUGCAGCUGGCAGCAGAGUAUGCGGCAAAAGCGGCAUCAGAGCAGCAGGCAGAUGCAUCUGGCGGGGACAGCCCAAAGGAUGAGUCCAAGCCACCCUAUUCUUACGCUCAGCUAAUUGUGCAGGCUAUAUCUUCAGCACAGGACAGGCAAUUAACACUAAGUGGGAUCUAUGCCCACAUUACCAAGCAUUAUCCAUAUUACAGGACUGCUGACAAAGGCUGGCAGAAUUCCAUUCGGCACAACCUCUCCUUGAACCGUUACUUUAUUAAAGUCCCACGCUCCCAAGAGGAGCCUGGAAAGGGCUCCUUUUGGCGAAUUGACCCUGCCUCUGAAGCCAAACUAGUAGAACAAGCAUUUAGAAAACGAAGGCAAAGAGGAGUGUCCUGCUUCCGAACACCUUUUGGGCCUCUCUCCUCCAGGAGUGCUCCUGCCUCCCCUACUCACCCUGGCCUGCUGUCCCCUCACUCUAGUGGCCUACAGACUCCAGAGUGCCUGUCACGGGAGGGCUCACCCAUUCCACAUGAUCACGACUUUGGGUCAAAGUUAGCCUCAGUUCCGGAAUAUCGGUAUUCCCAGAGUGCACCUGGGUCUCCAGUGAGUGCCCAGCCAGUGAUUAUGGCUGUUCCUCCCCGACCAUCUACCCUGGUGGCAAAGCCCGUGGCGUACAUGCCAGCGUCAAUAGUGACUUCUCAGCAGCCUUCCUGUCACGCAAUUCACGUAGUUCAACAAGCUCCCACUGUUACCAUGGUCCGAGUUGUGACCUCCUCUGCAAACUCUGCAAACGGAUACAUCCUCACAAACCAGGGCACGGCAGGAGGAGCUCAUGAAGCUGCAGGAGCAGUGUUGGACUUAGCUGGUGACCAUCGAGGAAUGGAUGAAAAGCCAACGAUCGCGUUUGCCGCAAUCCCCACAGCCAGCCGUGUCAUCCAGACCGUGACCAGUCAGAUGGCACAGGGUGUCCCUGGGCAGACAGUCACGAUCCUUCAGCAGGCAGCUCCAGUGGCCAUCGGGCAGCACCAGCUCCCGGUGCGGGCGGUCACCCAGAACGGCAAACACGCCGUGCCCACCAACAGCAUCGCCGGCAACGCCUACGCUCUUACAAACCCACUGCAGCUCCUUGCAGCCCAGGCCAGCUCAUCCACUCCUGUUGUAGUCAGCCGGGUCUGCGAGACGGGGACCGAGGAGACGGCAGCAGCCUCUUCCAGUGAACCUGAAGUGAAAAGAGCCCGGAUAGAAGAGCCCAGUGGAGCAGUCCCAGCCCAGACUGGAGUCAUCACAUCUGCAAUGCCACAAGGACAGGCAACCAGUGAAUGAAGAACCGGUGGGAGGAGCUGGAGUGAUGUGGGGUGGGCAUGGGAUGGCAGGAAUCCUAAAGCAGCUUUCACAGGAAACAAACCACAACUGUAACAGCUCAAAACAUAGCUGAUAUACAGCUCCUUUAAAGUCAGAUUUUUAAAUGGGAGGACAACAGCUGUUAGAGUCACAAGGUGCCAAAAAGAAUGGAAAACCCCUCCCAAGAACCCAUAUCUGGAACUCUGUUCUGUCUUUACCUAUGGGAUAUUUUUUCCUUUUUUUUUUUUCCUUUUUUUUUUUUAAAAAAGAUUCAAAAAAAUUACAGACAACUGAUUGUAUGACUGCUGGGAUAUUUUUAACUGUCUUUUCCCCUUUUGGCUCCAAGGGGAUGGGAUUUGCAGUUCAGCAUCUAAAGGAAUGUAAUACAAAUACAGUCUACUCCCUGGAAAGAAAACUCCUCACGUUCUAUGCCUUAAUACCACACUUCUGAGAGCUUUGAACCAUAGGACCAUUUCAAUAAGGUCACCUAAGGCAAUCAAAUGCUGAAAGAUGGGUGCAGUAUCUCACAACAACAUUAAAGAAACAUGGUACCAAGCUUAAAGAAAAAGGCAAAUGAUUCUGUUUUUUUAAAGCAGAAAAAUUCUGAAUAUGAAUGCUUAUUUAUGUGGGGAUUCAGGAGGAAGAGUUACAGGGCUCAGCCACCUGGAUUUCCAGAUGCAAUUUCUCUCCAUUCCCUCUGAGGGAGAAUAAGAUGACAGAGGAACUGUAUUAACUUGGUUCCUAUAAAGAUAUUAAAAACACAAAGGGGUUUGUACCUUCACUGAUUUCUUACAAUUAUUCAUCACUUGCUUUGGACAACAGCCAAAGUAUCUUGAUGCCUGAGGAUUACAUUGGGGAAGGGUGUCUCCACCAGUUCUGUGUGCAUUUGAUUGAUCACAUCUUGUGCUGGAGCUUUGGUUCACAAUAGCACUGUAGGUGAAGGCACGGCCACUGUCUCUGUGAACUUGAGAAAAUAUUGGUUGGUCUUCUGCACUGAAAGCAGUCUCCUUCACCUCCCAUUGGUGGUGUGGUCCUCAGCUCCAUGGCCAAUGGUGAGGAAACCAGGGCUGGGUAGGAGGCUGUCCUGCCCCUCUGCCAUGGCAAACAGCAAAGCUCCUGUGUUACUCUUCAGAGAGGGAAGUUGAGGGCUGGGAUGAGAGGCAGGAGAAGUCAUACAGUGUUUCAUACAAAUUCUGUAAGGGUGUAGAGACCAAGGCAAAAGACUUCCCUUUUAUUUUAUGGCAAAAGCCACUGGACGUCUUAAACAAUUUUUCCCAAAGGGAUUUGGAGGUUUCCUUUCAUCACUUGGCUCCCUCUCCCAUCUCUCCUGCCUCGAGAACCUUCACCAGUAGGAGGAGGCUUUUACUCCCAACUGUAUUCCAGGCUCCUCAUAUAGUACAAGGAUGUCUUAUCAGGAAAGCAGAUUUGACUCACUUCAGCCAUGUGGAACAGUGGGUGCAUGUGAUACCUUGUGACUGGCAAAGAAAUCAACCCCUGCCUGUAGCCUCCAGCAAACCCCUUUGGUUUUAUACCCAUUUGCAGUCCCCUUGGCUAACAUGUCUUCUGGCAGCACAGCAGAGAUCUUUUAAUUCAGCAAGUGUUAUGGCUUUGGUAAUGGCAAAAGAGACUUAAGAGGGGUGGGCUGUACCUCUGGUAGGUUGUCCCCCAUCUGUACUGAUUUGUUGUUCAGUUGCUGUCCUGUGCAGUCUGACAGUGCUAUCACAGAGCAGAGAGGCAAACCCACUGCAGGAAAACAUUGCAAAAAGCUUUCCCCAGUGUGCAGUAAAUGCUACUGUCAGCAUGUCCCUGGGGAUUAGGGGGUAAGGCACAACCCAUCAGUGUCUGCUGGAAUCCAGGGAGGGGGAGGAAAUCCAUAAGGUAACAGCUGGCAUCACUUGUUCCCUUCUAAGUUUCCUUUGUCUUUGCCAAAUCCUAUUCAAUAGCCAAGUCCCACUGCUUGAAUAAAACCCAGACAUGUUUUAUUCUCAAGUCCCUUGUUUGGUGAGAAAUAUUUCUAAGAGAAGGAAAGAAUUUCUCGGUCUCGUGAUUUGCGGUUGCUUUCUGCGGAUAGAGGCACAUUAAAUAUUCAGGGCAGAUCAUUUAUCUCAGCCUGGCUUUCAGAAUUUAGGUGUGUGCCUUAAGUGACAAGUUGUUAGAUUGGAUUUUAGUAGUUUAAAAUGGUUUUGUGAAGGAGGAUUGUUACAGACGACAAGGUAAUUGAAGCAGGCUGGCCUCCAGCUGCCCCUUCUCUCUAGGUGUGGCAUAGCAGAAAAGCACAUGGAUUAGCUCUGUUUUCUGUAGCCUUUCCAAAGCCAGAACUCAAUAAAAUGAACUUCAAGGAAGAAUGCACAAGUGAGAGUGCAGCACAGUUUUAUCUGUGAUUAAUCAUUGCUUUUGGGUGACUGCUGGUUUAGAUACAGGCACGCCUCUGAAACAGCCCCAGGGCUCGGGAGCUUUCCGGAAGCACAGGAGUCCUUGGGUUUCCAGAAUGUUGUGUGAGUCAGAGCAAGAUGAAAAACCAACAGAAUACUGUUCAGGAUGUGGUGUUCAGCUGCCAAAGUUCUGCAGAUUUUCUCUGGGAGAAUCUAAAUAAUUAGGCCCUGAUCUUCUGUAAACUAGUCCAGCACUGUAGAAAUACAUCAGCUGAAUUCAGUGUUUUCAUCCACCAGCUGCUGCUUUAUAGAUACCUCUUGAAAGUCCAUCCUCGGGUUGCAUGUGUAGAUUUGCCUCCUAAGUAUUUAGAACAGAAUAACACUUUCUUCCUUUUGUGGCUCACGCUGCCUGCUGGUUCAAGUGGGAGUUGAGGAUAAGCAAAUAUCUUUGUUCUGUUCCCCCUUUCUGCUUGACAUGUCUGGAAUUCGUCAGUUCAUCCUGUCAGGGGGUUUUUGCUUUAUCACUCUGCUGCAUCCCCCUGCUACUGUAAGAAACAGCCAUACCACUUGCAGAUAGUUCUGUAGGUUUUCCUAAACAUUGCAUAAUACUGGAUAAAAUAACUGUUCCUGCUAAAUCCUUUUGAGAGCAGUGGAAAAAUGUGGUCGUCAUCUGGAACUUGUGAGAUGGAGACCUCUUGUUUCAGGCCUCCAGAUUAAUUCUUUCAUCACACUGCUCAGUCUGGAAGACAGCACCAUUCUUUUUACAUACCAAUCCCUAUUCCCUGGGCUGCAGAGGAAUGAAAAUUAAUGUGAUGGUGGAAUUAAGUCUUCAACUAGAAAGAAAAUGUUUACCUUAAUGGUUCUGUGCAGUACCCAGAUUAUUUUGAAUUGAUCGUCCAGCUUGGGUUUUGUCUAAAAAGUUGCAUCUCAUCCUCAAUUAAUUAUAUUAACUGAGAAAGGUUUGAGGGGAAGAGAAGGAAGAGGCUUUACUUCAUCUUCUGCUGUGUGUAUAGCAAAGGUCAAGGCACAUUAAAUAUUUAAACUGCAAUAACUUAGACCUGGGGAAACUGUAAAACCAAGUUCUUAAUGUGUGAAUUCACUUUUCACCAUUCCCUAUUGAUUUUUUUUCACCUUAGGCAAUGACAUUGACUAAUUUUACUUUGAUCACAGUUACUUUAUAGCAACUUUUGUUGCCCCAGUUUACAAGAGCUGAAUGCAGUUGUUCUUGGUUUUAUUCCACUGGAAUUCCUUAGUUGUUGUUCAUCUUGACCUUGGCUCUUGUGAUACAGAAAGCUUUUUACAGUAAGAUCAAUUUAAUCUGAUUUAGUGAUAACACAACACAGUGCUGAGCACAAAAUUGAAGUUCAUGAUUAGCUCAUAUAUUCUUUUCAGCUCUUUUUCCUUCCCAUAUUCUUCCCUCCCCCACACCAUUUAUGCUGUCCCCUGUAGCAUAUCCAGUCAUUUUUAUCCACUAACACGAGCAGCACCUUGCAUUAAGCUCUGCCCAAGGACUCGAGGAUGAAAAUACCUGUGGAAUACAUGUUGCUCCAGAGCAGCUUGAGAAAGGUCAGUUUGGUCACCCUGUAUUAAUUCUCAUUCUGUGUUUUAGACAUGUUAUUGUUGGGCAGAGCUUAUUCAGGAGUGUGUUUUCAGAGACAUAUUAAAGCUUUGUAAGAGGAAAUAAAUGGUUAAAUAACAGCAGAAGCCUUUACAGUUCUUCUGCAAUCAAUGUCAUGGUCUGGCUUCAGGUUUUGGAGGGAGUAAACUUGGUUUUGCAUGUUUUAGAGAGCUAUCUUUCUGAGUUAAUUUCCACUUUUUUUUUUUUUUAGCAUUUUCAGUAGGGAAAUAGCAGCAGUGAAAUCAGACUUGGAGCACAGAAGGGUAGGGAUCUGUAUCAAAGCAAGUGAGAGCAUCUGACCUGAGCUUUCACACAGUGUGGUGUGGAACACUUUUCCCUGCCUGCUGGGAUUGUUAAAUUGGUGUUAGAGCUUUUCAUCUGUGUUAGCAGGGGGUGUUCCCAGGGAGAUAUUUGUUGUCACCCUGAUGUGUGCAAGCGUGUAAAUGAAUGUCAAAAUGUAGGGUGAAAGGAGAAAUGUUCCCCUGCUAUACCUGGAUUUGGGGAUCUUGGAUGAUGAGGAUUUAACCCAGCAGUAGUUCUGUACCUUUCCACAGAGAAUCCACUCUCACCACCCAUGAGGCGAAAACUUCUCAGCAAUUUAAGAACUUCCCACACUGCUGCAUGUGUUUGUUGCCUCUCAAAAAAGCCUAGCUCUGCCUUCUCUGCAUCUUCCAAAUAGGUAGUUGAAGAUUCCAGUAAGAUUUUUCCCCAUUUGCUUCCUUUUCUUGAGGCUGAACCAACUUGGUUGUCCUGGUCUCUUCUUGUACAUGACGUGCUCAGGCUCCAGGGCAUCAGGUGGAAUUGCUGCAGGUUACUGUGGGUCUUGUACUGGGGAGCCCAAAAGCAGGCACAGUUCUACAGACAUGAUCUGGAAAAUGUUGGAUGGAUUGGAAAAGAAAUCCCUUUUCUUGGACUGAUAGCUACACUUUGGCCUGUACAGCCCAGUACCUGUUUGGGCUCUUGCUGCACAAAAAGUGUCAGUGUAAGAAAUGAGUCACAAAGUGAACUGGAAAUGCUCUGGAUUGGAUUUGUACAUAUGCAACCAUCUUGUCCCUCUCUUCCAAGGAACAGUACCAGCUUGGGUCUUGGAGCUUUUUUAGCAGGAGGCAGCACUGAAGGAUCCUGAUCACCUCCAAAUAUCUGUGCUUUACCUUAUCAAAUGAUAGUUUAAAUCCGAUGGGGAACUUGCCUUGAGUUUCUACCCUGAUGCAAAAUCUUUGAGGUUUUUUAAGUCUUGCUGCUAAUAAUUUGGACUCGGGCAUUAAAAAUGAACCUCUAAUGGAACAGGACUUGCUUCAUCAUUUUGCCCUGGCUGCACACUGUGUUUUUGAGUUUGUAAAUGCCCUCCUGCAGCAAAUGAUCUGUCUUCUCUUGCCAGCCAGUCUCUUGGGCAGCUCCUAUUUCUGCUCCUCAUCAGUUUUUCCCCCCUCUAUUUGUAGUUAUUUCUGUCAACUCCAGAGUCCUUUAAUCCAACUCCUAAUUUAAUUCCAUUGCUUGAAGGUCUGCAUCUGGCGAGGAUCUGUGUGUUAGGCUGCAGUUUUACAACAGAUUGUUCAGUCAUGUAACUUUUUGUUUCCUUCUGGGUGAAAAAUUACGCCAAAGCUGCUACUACUAUAGCAUACACUACUGCCGGAAAGUGUAGCUUCCAAUGGAGCCAGCUGUGCUGCAGAAAACAGUUACACUACAAGGUCAUCUGGAUUGCUGGAACUCGUGGGGUUGGGAAGUGAUGCCUUCUUGCAUUUUGAUCUGCACCUGACCAAAACAGAGCUGGAGCAUCUCUGUGUGCAGCUGCCUGGCAGCUGUGUGGCUGUGAUUAGUGGGAUCAGCAUCUCUCUCUGCUGGGUGUGUUACUUGCAGGGCAGUGCAUGUGUUUGUGCACACAGGUGGGGAUAUAUCCACAUACAGUAAUCAGCAGUGGGAAUUAGCUGGCUGUGAGGGUGGGCUUUCCCUGUUAGGGUGUCUUUCAUGGGGCAGUAAUACACCAGGGAGCAUUGUACUUUGGCCUGAGCAAGACAUUUAGAAAAAUACUUGGUUUUCUUGGAGCACUAUAUUUAAAUUCCAAAUUUUUAAUCAACUUUUGACCUUUGUAUUUAUAUGUUCAGAAAAUUCUUUUGAUACCUUUUCAAUUUACCAACACUGAAUUAAAACCUUUCAGAAUGUAUGGCUGGUCCUCUCCUUAUGUGUCACUUUAAGUUUCAGAGCCUGAGGGUAGUUGUGCCAAAUCUACCCCUUUGCUCUCAAGAUAGAAAAAAAAAAACCAUUGACAAUUCAUGGGUGGCAGCUAAGGAAGAAACCCUUUAAAUAUUUUUUUUCAGAGAAUAUUAAAUUAGAUCUGUGUAAACAUAAAAUUUCUAUUUAUUAAUGUGUGUGGGUGGGUGUGUGUGUGAGUGUGUGUGUCAGUAUAGAUAUAUAAAUGGUCCAUGACUAUUUCUUUCUCUUAAAUGGUACUUACACAGACUUUUAUACAGUAUGUUGGUAAAUUCCUGCACCAGGCACUGAUUCUAGAAGAACAACGUACCUGUUUUUGUAACGAGUGUGAGCAGCCAGUGGAAGCAGCUUUACUUCAGUGAUUGCUUUCAUUCCUCUUGCAGAGCAGAAGAGACAACUUGGUACUUGCAUUUUCCUUGUGUAGGAGCCCUGCUUCUGGCUUUGUUGUGCUUUCAGCCACCCCAGUCCGUGCUGCUUUUCUGGCAAGAAAAUCCCCCAGAUGGCACUAAUGAAAGCUGGAAUCCUUUCUUGUCUCCAAUUAUCUGUAGUUGUGGUGUUGGGGAGUUCUUUACAGAUUCUGCUCUGUAACUAAUGGGACCUUAUUUCUAACAGAGGAAAUUUAUGGCAGGUCCAUGAGGAUGCUGUAAGGCUGAGGAAUUCCUCCCUGCCAGGUGGCUGAGCUAACACUGGGGCACUAUGAAAUAGUUUCUUUUCCUCUGUGGUGAGAUUAUUUUCCUUUUAUCGUGCUUCUGUCUCUUUGUGAGGUGAGGUGUGUGUAUAUCCCCUUAAAAACAAACACAGAAGAGUUUUUCUAAUGUUCCCAUUCACAGGGAGUACAUUUUACCAAACUGGCCAAAUUUCAUUCCACAAGGAUCAUUAAAUUCACAGAAGGGUGUAUCUUGACCCACUUGGAUCUUUUGGGAAUUAUUCUUAAAAGCAGGUGAUAGUUGGCUUCCUAAUUCCUAAUUGCUGUUGCAGAAGUUCCUUUCUCUGUGAGGACCUGAGUUCAGGCUUCACCUUGGUGAUCACUGGCUGGUGACGGGGCUUCAGUACUUAAGGGAGAACACGGUUGGUCGUAGGAAGAGUAACAGGAAUGGGAGCAGUGAAAGGAAGCAGCUUUCCUUUUCAGCAGAAAACAGCCCUUGUGAAAACCAGAUUUCCCCUGAUUUUGGUUAUUCCUUGUGUCUGCUGCCAAGUUAAGCGACGCCCCUUCGCUGUGAUCUCCACCUCUCUGUCCUGCUUCUACCCCACCUCAGUUUGACUUCAAGCAGUCUGAGACAAAGCCUUCCUUAAAGCUAAGGGCAACAGUGAGGAGAAAUGUCUGUUAGCUGAAGAAAAAUGAGAUUUAAAUGGAGCAGAAAAAGCGAGAUUUCCUUCUGUUUCACUGUCUUGCUGCUAAAAGUCUGGUGCAGAACAUCCUGAUGUUCUGCUGAUUUAUAUGCUGCUCUUGGGAGGUGGGCAGGCUGCUAAGUAGGCAGGUUGGCUCUGUAGCAGUUGAAUUACUGUAAACCUAAACUUGCUUAAUCUCUCCUGGUUUUUUCUCCCUCAAAUGGGUUUGAAGUAGAGGGAACCAGACUAUUGUUUUUAAGAUCUUUUUGCUUUAAUAGAAGACAGAAUGUAAAGAAAAAAAAAGGCUCAUUGAAAUGUACUGAUACAGAAAUUGGCUU
Molecule: messenger RNA, 9692 nt
Organism: Corapipo altera (White-ruffed manakin)
Lineage: Eukaryota; Metazoa; Chordata; Aves; Passeriformes; Pipridae
Gene: FOXK1
Product: forkhead box K1
Exons: 9
Coding region: 10-1809 (599 amino acids)
Biological process (GO): regulation of transcription by RNA polymerase II
Molecular function (GO): RNA polymerase II cis-regulatory region sequence-specific DNA binding; DNA-binding transcription factor activity, RNA polymerase II-specific; protein binding
Source: RefSeq, a predicted model, not a curated record